Molecule: messenger RNA, 3342 nt
Organism: Chionomys nivalis (European snow vole)
Lineage: Eukaryota; Metazoa; Chordata; Mammalia; Rodentia; Cricetidae
Gene: Catsperb
Product: cation channel sperm associated auxiliary subunit beta
Exons: 26
Coding region: 1-3342 (1113 amino acids)
Cellular component (GO): cilium; CatSper complex
Source: RefSeq, a predicted model, not a curated record
AUGAGCCAAUAUUGGAGAGUCACUGAAGGAGAGAAGUCAGAGAAAAGAGAGAUUGUAUCUGGCCGUGGAAAGCAGGUUGUUAAGGCCGGUGAUCAUGAGAAACACUUUGUUUGCUCCAGCGACCAGUUACCCAGUGACCAGAAAAUAAUCAAGUUGUAUCUUUCCACUGUCAGUUUGAAAGUCUACUGUUUCUUCCAAAGUGAAAACAUAGAUUCUUCAAAGGGAGUUUUGGGUAUAUUUACAGCAGGAGGCCUGGCUCCCAAACUGAUCAUCAUGAACAGUACAUACCAUGACGGCUUCCACUUCAAGUUAACUCUGUUCGACAAUCAGGCUCUCUGGGUGUUGGACAUUCCUAGAAGAAACAUCACAGUAAGAAAAAACAUAGCAGCUGUAGAAGAAUGGACAAUAAGGAUCACAAUGCAUGCAGGAUUAAACAUUUAUGAAACUGAAGGGACCCUAUUGGAUCUUGUCCGAGAACCUAUUCUUCAGUGGAGUCUUGGAUCUAAAAUGACUGAAGCACUUGUCAAACAAUUGUAUCCACAUGUGACAGAUAUCCGAGUGGCAAAGUGCCCCUGUGCCAAUGAUGUGGCAUUAAUUGGCUUUAUUUUGAACUCGACACAUAAUGGUGUUUUUAUAGGAGUUACCAAUUCUGGAUUUUGGGAUUAUAAUAAAACCAAAUGGUAUGACCUGACAGAAAACAUCUAUUCACAUCUUAAAGACGAACAUGAAGGACUGACAUUGAUAGAUAUGGUGUUAACAAAUUAUUUUUUAGUCAUCCUCACCUCUUUGGGUCUUUUUGUAAGUAGUGAUCUUCGUUAUCCAGUCUCUACAGGAAUACAGCUUUCAAGAGCAGACUUUUGUGGUUUUGAAAGGGUUGACUAUGUCAAAGGAAAACUGUGGUAUAAUGAAAAAUGUUUUGCGAACAGAGAAGGUUUUGAAGCUGAUUAUGUUACCAUCACUUUUGACAGAAACAUGACCCUGAGUGAGUCCAGUUCUUGUUUUUAUAGUAAAGAACCAUUUCUUCGGUGGUCGCCUUGCUUAUCUUCUCCUUUUAAAACUGCAAAAUUUCUUCCACAUGUGAUAUCAUUUCUUAUUGACCAAGAAAGUGGUACUGGAAUUUAUCUCUUCCAUACUCGGAGUUCCAAACGAACCUUUGUUUCUGUGUCAGUGCUCAAGAAUGAGAAACCAAGUAUUCAACCAAAAUUUCCAAAUUUCCAUUUUCCCGCCUCAUUCUCUAAUCCAGUUGGAAUGGUGUUCCAUCCCCGAAGCCACUUUCUGUAUGUUUAUGGAAAUGAGGUAUGGCUUUCAUUGGAUGGUGGCAAUACUUUUGAACAAUUGUGUGACUUUCUCAGUAACUUUGUAAGGAAGACUGCUCAUUGUUUUUAUUCUUCAUCUAUAUCUUUUAUUACACAAAAUGGAAUAAUUUACAUGACAAAGGCAGGAGCAACAAGAUAUACUCACAGUGGAGAAUGUCUUGAUAAAGUUUUCACGAUGUACUAUGAUCACUUGGGAUUCUUACACAAACUGACCCCAGGACGCUUUGAUGCUGGUUCAUCCUUUUCACGCUCUGGAGUUGUUAAUAUUUUUGGAAAGCCUCCUGAUUUGGGAUUUGAUGCUGCACUGGCUCCACAGUACCUUUCUCCAAAGGAAAUGCUUUUCUUUGCACAUGUGCCUCUGACCACAUCUGCCAGCAGUAUAGACAGAAUGAAGUUCAAAAAUAUCCACCUUGGGAAACUGAUAAAAUUUGGUAAAAAUGGACUUGGAAUCAUCAGAAAAUUAUUAGAACAUACCAAAGGUCCUUUCGGAUUUCAGACCUCGGUUCUCACAGAAAUGGUUGAACCUUUUGGAAUAGAAUCAGAUCAGGAGAGCCAAUGCGUAUCUGCUUCUCUUUCUAUUUCACAUUUUAAAAACAAUUUUUAUCGCAUUACUAUUACAACACAAGAUAAUACAGUAAUCUUUAAAAAUUCAGAUAGAGAAAAGACCGUGGUGAGACCUGGCUACAGCAGCUUCCUGAUCACAGAAAUUGAAGAUUCAAAGAAUGCUUUAUCGCUGGCCACUAUGCCUCUUAUGGUGACAUCAACUUUGACCUUUCCAGCACAUUCUUGGUACUUAUUUGACUUUGGCACAGUUAAUGGACGGAAUUGGAACAUAAUUUUAAGACCAUGUAAUUAUUGGGUUCAACAAAAUGAUCGUGAUAUCAUAUCCCCCAAUGUUGUGAAGUAUAUUGAUGUGGGAAACAAAGUGAAUUAUGAGCUUAAGUUGAUACCUAAUACACGUGGUCUGAGAAUACUUGAGGUCCCACCAGUCAUUGUAGUUGUUGGAAACCCAUGGAUAUUGAACGUUAAGGUAGAAGGAUAUUUUGACUUCGUUGAUAGCUACCAUUUGAAGGUUGAGGUAGCUAGCAAUUAUUUCCAAAAAGGUUCCACCUCAAUAGGCCUAAUUAUAUGGGAAGCAUCGAUCGAGUGCCCUGUCACUACCAUGGUGCCCACCAUGAAGAGCAGCUGCGGCUAUCUCAGGGAUAUGUACUACAUUCCUUCACAACACAUACCACAUGAAGCCUGGGCUAGUGGCGUGCACAAGGACAGACACGGUUUCAACAUGAUCAAAACUCUGCCAGUAAACUACAGACCUCCAUCUAAUAUGGGAAUUUCUAUUCCACUCACGGAUAAUUUUUAUCAUGCAGACCCUAGCAAACCCAUACCAAGAAAUCUAUUUCACAAGUCAAAGGAAACUGGCAAAUUCAAACAGUGUGCUAAUGCUACCAAUCGGGAAAUGUGCAACUGCUCAGAGAAACAUAAGCUUUCCGAUUUUCUUGAUGUCUCAGAUUGCAAAGAAAAGGUUCGCCGUUUCAAGUUUCCAGUCACACAGUUACCAGUUGUUUUGGAAAUUCGUGAUGAAGAAAAAAAAUUCCUCGCGGGACCUCCAUAUUUGGUUACAAUGACUGAACUGAAUAAGAGGCAAAACUGGCAAAUAAAGCACAACACUCCACUAAGUGUCAGGAAAAUGCAAGGUUACUUAGAGCCCAUGCUUAAGACUGAAGUGUAUAAUCCUUUAGGGCUCAACCUAAGUAUAAUGGGCUCUGAGCUGUUUCACUUCAAGCUGUCUGUGGUUCCCGGGGUCACCUUUUGUGAGUUAGUAGAAGAAUUUCAGAUUUAUGUUGACGAAGUUCCAUUGCCUUUUCCAGGACAUACACUCAUUGCUGUUGCAACAUCUGUAGUGAUAGGGGGAUUCGUUUUUAUAGCGUUUCUAUUCCAACUGCGUAACAUCCACCCCCUGAGAGCAUUCCAGAGAUAUGUCAGAGGAAAUACUGUAAACUCAUCAAAUAUAAGUAUCAGCUCAUAA